AUGACAACCUCACGCUUACAAUUGCAAUCAGAAAUUUUUCAAAACCAUCCAGUAAAUUCAACUCUCCUCAUGGCCAUCGUUUGGACUAUAAAUAACGCUUACAUUGGCGAUUCAAGUGCUUUGGUGUUUUCCUUAUGGUCAAGUACAGCAGAAGAUGACAGUUAUCAGAAGCAGCUGCUUGGUGAUAUAAUGACAUCUAUCAGUGAAUCGAAAUUGACAUCUGUCAUUGAGAUUGGUGAAAAUGUGAAAUGUCAGCAAAAUUUACAGGACGGUAGCAUGAGUGAAUGUCUGGUACACAGAGACAUUAUUCUGAUGAUCGAUAGUUUUGAGUCUUUCAUGCGAUUCAAAAAAGAAUUAAAAAAGGAAAAUUAUCUUGUGAGAGGAUAUUACACAAUAAUCUUCACCGGAAACAAGCAACGUUAUUUUAAUAUUAUUUCUCGAAUAUUUAAGGAAAUAUUCAGAGCUUUUAUUGUUAAUGUCAAUAUUUACGUGGAAGUACUUAAUCAAACUCUUGUGUACACAUAUUACCCUUAUACACGAUUUCACUGUCGAGGGUCAGUUCCUAUGUUACUGAACAGGUUUAUGGCAGAGGAUGGUUUUAUAUUUCCCAAACGUUUCUUUCCCAAGAAAGUUGACAACUUUUUUGGAUGUUCAUUGACAGUUGCUUCAUGGAGUGGUCCGCCAUUUAUAUUUUUUAAAAGACGCCACAACGAAGAUAUUAAGAUCUAUGGAAUUGAAGGAGAACUCAUUAAAAUGCUUUCGAAUAAGAUGAACUUUAAGAUGAAUUUCCUACUAACAACUAAAAGAGGAAGGGUAUUUCCUAAUUUGACAGCAGUUGAUGGAGCUGUCAAACUAAUUAUUGACGGACAAGCGAACAUAACCAUCAACAGCUUUGUUUAUUCUGAGUUCAAUUUAAAGGCGAUGUUAGCAUCGUACACUUACGCCAGUUACGCCAUAAUCGUGGCAGUUCCCCAAGGUGAUUCGUUGAGUUCUAUCCAAAGGCUGACGCGGCCAUUCAAAUACAUCAUUUGGUCAUGUCUCAGUUCCAGCGUGAUAGCAGGGAUAGUGAUAAUUUUCGUAAUACAGUGUCUGCGAAAAAGGACAGUUCAGGAUUUUGUAUUUGGGCCGCUGAAUUCGACACCCUUCACCAAUUUGCUGAAUGUCUUUCUAGGUGGUCCGUUAACAGUGCUUCCGCGAAGAAAUUUCGCCCGCUAUAUUCUUCUUGUUUGGUUGAUGUAUACAAUGGUUCUUCGGAAUGCCUACAGUGGUGAACUAUAUAUCAUGCUUCAAGACUCCUCAUCAAUAAGGAACCUUCAAACUGCUGAAGAACUGGUCGAAAAGAACUUUACAAUCUGGUGUGCUGACAAUACAAUUGAAGUUAUUCGAAAAUCAACCAAAACUAAACGUUUGAAAGUUAUCCAAGGGCAACCUUUUCGUUACUUGGCUCAGCUUCAUGAUAAUCAGGCAAAAUUUGGAGUAGUUAUUUUGGAACCUCUUUUGACAAUUUACAAUAGGAUUUUCCAUCGAAUACCCCGGGUUGAAACAUUGCCCACAAAGCUAUUAAGUGCUCCGCUGACAAUGUACUUUCAAAGGCAUUCUUAUUUACUAGAAGUCAUUGAUCGUCAAUUGAUGGCUUUUGUAGCAUCGGGUUUAAUGGAAGCCUGGGAUAGAUUUUAUCUUUUUAGAUAUAAGCAGGAUUCGAAGAAUAGAGAACCGGCUGUGUUGUCAGUUGAAUUGCUAAUGGGAAUUUUUAGUGCUUAUUUGUUAUUUUUGGGGUUUGCGUUUUUGGUUUUCUUAUUGGAAUUGUGGUCAAAACAGUCACCGAUAUGUAGGAGUGUUAUGAAUUUUUUCAAUAUUUGA
Molecule: messenger RNA, 1860 nt
Organism: Eupeodes corollae
Lineage: Eukaryota; Metazoa; Arthropoda; Insecta; Diptera; Syrphidae
Exons: 3
Coding region: 1-1860 (619 amino acids)
Cellular component (GO): membrane
Molecular function (GO): glutamate-gated receptor activity
Source: RefSeq, a predicted model, not a curated record